Molecule: messenger RNA, 1068 nt
Organism: Mesorhabditis belari
Lineage: Eukaryota; Metazoa; Nematoda; Chromadorea; Rhabditida; Rhabditidae
Source: the annotation of a GenBank genome assembly
AUGGCAGGACGAAAACGAAAGAAGGUUCUGAAUUCAAGUUCUGACUCCGAGGAUGAUGAUAUCGAUACGGAUGAUGAGUAUGAUGCUCUCGAGAAGGAUUUGGAGAUAUCGAAAAAAAAGCUAUCGAAAAUGGAUCGAAAAAGGAAAAGAACGAAUAAAGAUAAUGCUACGCUGAAGCAAGAUAAUGCUAAGCUAAAAAGUGAUUUGGACAACUCCAAGCGCAAAGUUCUCCUAUUGAAAUCAAUGUUGGGUGCUCGAGGAGCUAUUGAUUAUUUCGAGAGCAAACGCUUCACUUUCUGUGCUGCUACGAACUUCGACAAAAUGGCGCGUCGUUACGAUUCGAGGACUACGAUUUUCUCUCCCGAAGGCCGUUUAUAUCAGGUCGAAUAUGCGAUGGAAGCAAUUUCCCAUGCGGGUACCUGCCUCGGAAUUCUGGCUUCAGACGGGAUCCUCAUUGCUGCUGAAAAACGAAAUGUGCAUAAACUUCUAGAUGAUUCCGUGUUAGCCGAGAAAAUCUAUCGCCUCAGCGACAACAUUGCUUGUACGGUGGCCGGGAUUACGGCAGAUGCCAAUAUUUUGAUCAAUCAUUUGCGCUAUUGGGCCGCUGAUUACAAGCUUGGUUAUGGCGAAGACAUCCCGGUCGAGCAACUUGUCCGAAAUCUUUGCAACGAGAAACAACGCUAUACCCAAGUUGGAGGCAAGCGUCCUUUCGGUGUUUCGCUUCUUUACAUGGGAUGGGACAAACAUUACGGAUUUCAACUUUAUCAAUCUGAUCCUUCUGGAAAUUAUACUGGAUGGAAAGCCACUUGCAUCGGAAAUAAUCAUCAGUCGGCCGUUUCAUUGUUGAAGCAAGAGUACAAGAAUCCAACGCUCGCCGAAGCUAAACAACUUGCGAUGAAAGUUUUGUGGAAGACGUUGGACGUGAAGCUGGCUCCCGAAAAAAUUGAGAUGGCGGUGUUGGUCCGGAAAGAUGGAAAAUCGGUGGUCGAGGAGCUUUCGCAUGCUGAAGUCACAGCCCUCAUCAAGGAGCGCGAAGAGAAAGAGAAAGAAGCUGAGCCUGCACGCAGU